Messenger RNA from Uloborus diversus, 3606 nucleotides. It is a transcript of the gene nemy, whose product is annotated as plasma membrane ascorbate-dependent reductase CYBRD1-like. Lineage: Eukaryota; Metazoa; Arthropoda; Arachnida; Araneae; Uloboridae. Gene Ontology annotation, molecular function: oxidoreductase activity. The coding region runs from base 204 to 965 and encodes 253 amino acids. The transcript is spliced from 5 exons. The record is from RefSeq and is a predicted model, not a curated record.
GGUAGUUCGGAAUUCCAUCUUAACCGCGCCUGUUGAAUGAAUGUGAACUCUUGUGGUUUGGGUCUUAGUGGGAAAAGUGUGUAAAAACGAGAAGUUAUCAUUAAUUACGUCGGAAGUUUUACAAGCUUCCGAAAUUGUAUUCCAUAUCUAAAAGGAUUUCUCCUCAUCAAGUUUUGUGAAAGGUUUCAUCGUUUGUAGGAAUCAUGGGAACCAAGAAACAUGAAAAUACCCACUCCGAAGUACCAUUGGUUGUGCGGUGCGGCUUCGGCUGGCUGACCUUCAUCGCCGAAAUCCUAUUAGCUGGAUCCCUCGGUCUCGUCCUCUUCUGGGUCUUCAACUAUCACGGAGGUGUCGCAUGGUCGGGCGAUGGGUCCAAGCAGAUGAACCUCCACUACGUUCUCAUGGUGGCUGGAUUCACCUUCAUGAACGGUCAUUCCAUGCUCGUGUACCGUUGCUUCCCUUGCUGCAAGAAAAUCUACAGCAAGAUCGUGCACGCCAUUCUUUUUGUGAUGUCCAUUGCCUGCAUCGCCAUCGGUAUGUACGCCGCCAUUGAUGCGCACAGUGAUGGACCCAACCCCGUCCACUUCUACAGCAUGCAUUCGUGGAUUGGACUCGUGGCUUGCGGACUCUUCGCACUCCAGUUUAUCUUUGGCUUCUUCACCUUCCUCGUGCUGCUGUGCUGUGACGGCGCCACUGCCAAGUUCAGACAAGCUGUGCUGCCGACCCACGUGACUUUUGGAUUGGUGAUCUUCAGUGUUGCCGUUGCUGCUGCGCUGACAGGCCUGACGCAAUCGGCAAGAUACAGGCUAAGUGGCAAGGACGGAAAGCCGAACUAUAAGGACUUCCCGGAGCAAGGUAUAGUGAUCAACGUUCUUGCAAUGUGCCUUAUUGCUUUGGCCAUCAUUCUCCCGUACAUCAUCAGGAAUAGCAACUACAAGAGAUACACCACGUUGACCAUCAACUGAAAAAAUUGUGACUUCAAAUGAAGGGAAGAUUUAGUUGGGUGAAAACCACAAAGGGGAUUUGUGGAGCCGGACAGUCGAAUUUUGUAUUCCUCUGUCAACUUUUCUUUACUGCCGCUCCUUAUCACAAAGCUAUUUUAUCAUAAUUAAGGGUGUCCUUGUAAUUUUGAACUUAUUCCAACUUUUAAAGCAAGGACAAAGACACAUUUGUAUGUGUAUUUGAUUUUUUUUUAUUAUUAUGUAAAUUGGAAAUACCUUUAAUAUUCAUACUUAGUAUUAUUCAUUCAAUAAUACGUCAGAUUCAAAAGAAAACUUCGGCAAUAGCUGGAAUUACUUACAAGUUAAAAAUACUUACUGUGUUCAUGACUGCUGCUAAGUUUUUACCUAAUGUAUUUUGUAUGGUGUCUUACUCUAUAAGAAUUUUCUAUGCUAUUUUUAAAAAAAUUUUAGAGACAUAUUGUACAACAUACGUCAUCAUUUUUAUGUGCUCUUUUCAAACUAGCUUAAAAAUAUUUUUCAUUUGUGUUAGAUAAAAAAAUUAAUAAAUAAAGUGGCUUAAAGAAGCAAAGGAAUGGCUUUGAAAAUUCCAACGAACUCAUUAUUUUACUAUGAAAUAUUCUGAUUGAAUGACGCGUUGUUCUUUUAGCCAUCUCGAAUUCAUCUCUGUUUCCACUGAUUUCUUGAUUGUAUUAUUAAUUUCUGGGGGGUUAAUAUUAAAACUAAGUAUUACAGACAGCUAUAUUAUUGUUUUUUUAAAACAUGUCUUGCACGUUUUAGUGAGAACAAGAUUUUAUCCGAAAUUUUCAACAUUUUAACGUAAAUUUAAGAUGAAUUUUCUCUUAUUAAAAUAGAUGAAUCAAUUAAUUAAAUUCUAACUCCCCUUGACAUAAGUAGCUGAAAUAAAGUACUCAUUCUUUUAUCCGUUUUUAAAGUAUGACAAAAUGUAUAACUGUUUUUAAAUAUAUAUAUAUAUAUAAAUACAUUUUUAAAACUUCUCCUCUACAACUUUUAAAACUUAUAAUUUUUACCAAAGCUGUGUAAAUGCUCAAAAAGCAUUUUGAAUUCGGAAACUUUUACAUGCCUUUGUAUUAUGUGCUUAUGCAAAAUUAUAGAAAGUUUUGAUCGUCUUCGUACUUUUAUAGUAUCAUUAUUUUAAUCAAAGUAUUAUUCGCCUGAUUUUUUUUUUAAAUCUAUAUCUAUAUAUUUUUUAUAUCUACUAUAUUUUUUUAUGAUAUAUAAUCGCUAGGAACGGAAAACAAGAUUUGGCUUCCGCCUGACGAAUUUGUUGAUUUCUAAAUUAAUCUCGACUUUUAUUUGAACUAUUUAAUGCUUCUCCAUAAACUUUUCAUAUAAAAUGGUAGCAAAUUGUUUGUUUAACGUUAAAAGUGGAGUAACAAAAAUGUAAAAACUCCAAACUAACUUCCAGAAACAAAUUUUAAAUUAAAAUUUCCGACUUUUAUGUAAACAUUUAUUUACAUUAGAUGCGUUCAAACUUUUAUACAGCGAGAUCUUUCAUCCUAUCCCGGAAGGCCAUGAUCCUGAAUGCCUCAAGAACAAUCAAUUUCCAGAGGGCGAUUUAUAUAAAAAUACCCAGGGUGCCUUGUUCAUAUUACUUAAAAGUUACUGCUGAUCGUGAUACUGUGGAUAAGCUAUCAGCACUUCUGUUAAUAUUGGCGUCGCAUGACAAAAUAAUUAUUGUCCUCUUGGCUAGAGAAUAGGGCACUUUAGUUAGAAGACCGACGUAUCUACCAUUUCGGAUCAAACUGGCACAUUGGCGUGGUUGUCUUUUCUGGUAUGAUGUCGCCUUUUGGCGAAAUUUCACUGUGAGCAACUGGUGUUGCUGUUUUUUACACUACAUUUGAACUAAGCGAAAUCCGCGCUGUGUAGUGUGUAGUGCUAAAAUAGUUUAGAUCUGUAGAACCCGUAAUAUUUUACCCCAAAAACCGCGUUUUGAAAUCGGAUCUACUGUUCCAACAUGGCGAAUAUAUGUUUUUUUCUAGCAUUUAAACGUUCAUCAAUUUGAUGAGAAUUUGCAAUGUUCGAAAUUUCAAUUUGUAAAUCCUAGCGUUUUAACAAUGGGCAAUCUGAUCCAAAAUGCACGUGAUGCGUCUGCCCAUAUAUCUAUAGUGCAUUCAACUAGAAGUGAUAGUUGAAGUAAACAAAACAACGUGAAACUUGGCGAUAGCGUUGUCUGCUUGGCGCUGGAAGGAUUGAAAAAAGUGCCAAUCAGACACGCAAAUGUUCAUGAACUCUAAAGUGAGAAUCGCCUAUCUAAUGAGUUAUUGAUGAAAGUGGCAAAUGUUGACGUGAAAUAGCAACCCUCUUUGUUUACUUCCGCUAUCAUUCCUUCCUGAAUACUCUAUACUGGCAUCAAUCUUGGCUGGAUUGGAGGCACCAUGAUUUUCACCUUGAUUGCUUGAGGAGAUCAGUCGUGUGUGGGUUGUCAGUGAUUGUUUUUUACCUAUUGAUGCCUCUAUUCUGCUGAAACGCAAGAUUGUUUUUCUCUAAUGAAUUUCAUUUUAUUUUAUGUAUUCAUGUGUCCUGUGUGCAUACUUACUUUUUCCAUUGUCAUAUAACAUUAUGAACGUAUUUGUAUUUAUAAAAAAUUGUAUUAGUUUGAAUGUAAUAAAUUUCUUUAUAUUUA